Messenger RNA from Nylanderia fulva, 1553 nucleotides. RefSeq names its product 4-vinylanisole receptor-like. Gene Ontology annotation, molecular function: odorant binding; olfactory receptor activity. The record is from RefSeq and is a predicted model, not a curated record. Gene Ontology annotation, biological process: detection of chemical stimulus involved in sensory perception of smell; sensory perception of smell. NCBI's taxonomy places the organism in Eukaryota, Metazoa, Arthropoda, Insecta, Hymenoptera, Formicidae. Gene Ontology annotation, cellular component: plasma membrane.
ACUUCGACAUCUAUUCUUUUUCGUCGACGAGAAGUUUGAAAUCAUACGGUUGUAGUUUCCUUCUCUUAUGAUAUACCGCACUCGUAUAGUGCGAUGAAUAAUUUCCGAACGGUUGACGACCACCUUGGGAAGACUCGCGGCUUGGCUCGACGACCCCUCCUGGAAUCCGGAGUACGAGGAUUACUCGGCGUUGCGUGGCGAGGUAGGUGAGAUUUCCUAUAUACGUUGUAUCAAACUAGUAACAAUGUGGUAACUUUUCGACGACCACCAUUAAGGGCGGCCCAUUAAAAGGGAGCUUAUUGUCAAACGUACCGAGGAGAGGAGUCGUCGGUCUCGUUAAUCGGAACUUAACGUAAAAUGGGUUCCAUCGUGAACCCUGCGGUCGAAUUCGGGCUGCGAGCCAUCGGGAUUUGGCCAGGUUCCCCGCGUGCCAUGUUAUGUCGGAUUUGUUGGACAGUCUCUUUAGGUCUCGCACAAACGUUUCAGUUCAGAUACAUCAUCGCUUGCAUUGAAACUAAUAAUUUCCCGGAUCUGGUGGACAGCGUGAGCACCACGUUGCCUUACAGUUUGCUUUGUCUGAAGCUGAUUAUCCUCUGGCUGAAUCAGAGAUUAUUUAACGAUAUUUUAACAUCGAUGUUGCGGGAUUGGCGCAAUUGCGACUCUAUCGCUCUUAACAUGCGUAUCAUGAUGAAUAAAACGAAUGUUUCGCAUCGAUGUUCGAUGUUGAUUAUCGGCAUAUAUGCCAUGGCCGUCGUAGUCUACAGUUCUGUAAUAAUAGAACUUAAUAAUAUGGAUACGAAUGCUGAGACCAGUGAAAAGGAGCUCUUUCUUAAGAUGAAAUUUCCCUUUGUUCACGAAUUCUCUCCUAUAUACGAAAUCGUUAUGUUCGUUCAAUUUAUUCAGCUGCUAAGCAACGCUUCAGUAAUCGGGAUGCUGAAUGCACUGAUAAUGACACUGAUACUGCAUGUAAGUGGCCAGAUAGAUAUUGUGUGUCGAGGAUUGUUCGAGUUAUUUUCAGGAAAACGCGAGUACAAGUCGUGGAAAAACGCAACAGGCGCAGUCAUUCGCAAACAUCAAGAUCUUAUUGCGUUUUCGGAUAACAUCGAGAAGCUCUUCUCUUACAUAGCGCUGUUGCAAUUUCUUACGAAUACACUUGUCAUUUGUUGUAUAGCAUUUGCGAUCUUGACAUCUAUUGCAAGCGAUCAAGGAUACGCCUUAUUGCUGAAGUCUUUCUUUUUUUAUAUCGCUAUCACUUUGGAAGCUUUCAUUUUUUGCUUUGCUGGAGAAUAUCUUAGCAAUAAGAGCAAAUUGAUCGCAAAUACAGCUUACGAAGCUUUUUGGUAUGACGCAAAACCCAAUGAAAGUCGAGUUCUAUUGAUUAUAAUGUUGAGAUCACAGAAACGAUUGACUUUAACAAUCGGAAAAUUUAACGAUUUGUCUUUGCAAGUUUUUGGAGAUACUUUAAAGGCUUCUGCAUCUUAUGUAUCAGUGUUGCUUACAAUGUCUUAAUCGGCAAAAAAUAUCUGCUACGAAAUCUACACAUACACAUAAUA